AUGCCUGCUGGACAUCAAGGCCGCAACGCCCUCCCCGCCGGUUGGCCACUGACAGAGUACCACAUCGUCUUAUAUGGUGCCUUCUCGCGUCCCCACAAAGAGCUUAAAAGCCUGUUCACAUUCCUAGGUGCAUCUGUAACUGACAGGAUUAGUCAACACACCUCCCAUCUCGUAUGUGAGAAAAGGAACUUCGAUACGAAUGCGCCUCAAGUCAGGGUCGCAAGAAGCCUAAAAAAGGGACCUGUGAAGGUCCUUGUUAAGCCGGGGUGGGUGGAAGCAAUAGUAAACUUCAAGGAUGACCCCAAAAUAAGUGCGCUUCCCAAUCCCGAUGACUACCUGUGGGAAACUCUGGACAAGCACGGGAAUGCAAAGGCAGAGCCGGCCGCCAGCAGCAAUGCCAAGACUAUUUCAAGCUGUAAGAAGUCAAAAUUUCGUAUUGCAAGUCCCAAUGAAGGGGAAAGAAGAUAUGACAGAAGCAGCAUCACUCAUGGUCAUGGGAAUGGUACCAGUGGCCAUGAUCCUGUGGAUGAUCCUGUGGAUGAUCCUGUGGAUGAUUCUGUGCAUGAUGCUGUUGACGAACAGUUGACAAAGACCAACAUCUCAGAGGUCCCAGAUGAGCCAUUCACAGUUGAGGUGACGGAGGAACAGGUUCUGGGGAAGAAACCCAUAGAUCCAUCUCAUUGCCAGGUUCUGAGUAAAGGGCAUAUUGUUGUUCCUGUGGAUGACCACCGCCUUCUGCAAGACUAUGCCGUUUACAUUGACCCACGGAGCGGCACGGCCUACGAUGCUUCUCUGAAUCGGUGCAAUGCUUCAAACAAUAACGAGUUUUAUCGUCUGCAGAUCCUUUUCAAAGAAGACAACUACAAGACCUGGACCCGCUGGGGCCGUGUUGGCCUGAAAGGACGGGGUGCCAUUCUAGGCACAGGGUCCCUCGAUGACGCCAAGCAGCAGUUUGGGAAAAAGUUCAAAGACAAGUCUGGCCUCGCCUGGGAAGACAGAACCGGGAGACCCCAGCCAGAAAAAUAUGUAUUUGUAGAACAUAGCUACGGCCCGGCGGAAGCGGCUGACAGUGACAGCGACGGCAACGACGGCAGCAACAGUGUUGAUGAAGAUACGAACAUAGCGGCAGAACAAAAAGACCGCGAUCCCCCUGAAUUUCAGGCUCUCGCGUACAUGCCGGUCUAG
Messenger RNA from Metarhizium robertsii ARSEF 23, 1185 nucleotides. RefSeq lists its product as uncharacterized. The transcript has 3 exons. The coding region runs from base 1 to 1185 and encodes 394 amino acids. The record is from RefSeq and is a predicted model, not a curated record. Lineage: Eukaryota; Fungi; Ascomycota; Sordariomycetes; Hypocreales; Clavicipitaceae.